AUGCUUGGUAGCACCCCCCUUGGGGACUCUCAUAUUCAUAUUAUCGAAUCCGACAAGUAUCCACUCAAUCCAGAUAGAGAGUACACCCCAAAGGCGGCGACUCGCGAACAGGCCGCAGCAUUUGAACGUUCCAUCGGCAUCCAGCAUGCUGUCAUCGUCUUACCUAGCGUAUAUGGAACCAACAACAGCGUCCUCGUUGACGCCCUUCGCUCCUCCAAUGGCACUUAUCGCGGCGUCUGCGUCUUGGACCUCUCGGCGGAAAUUGAUAACACCACCCUUCAAACCUUCCACGACGCUGGCGUCCGCGGUAUCCGCAUCAACUACGGCAACGAAGGGACAGACGCUCAGAUCACCGCCGAUACCAUCCGUGCGGCGUCCAUCGCGCGAAUUCACAAUUGGACCCUGGAGCUCUGGGUCCCUAUCGCCGCGUUCAAGUCCCUCCACCCUAUCAUUCCAACCCUGGGUGUACGCGUCGUAGCAGAUCAUUACGCCCAUGCUAUGACAGGCUCCCGCACGGGCAAUCCCAUCAACUCUAUCGACCCCUUCAGCAUCCUCGGGUUUCGCGAAGUGGUGGAUCUCAUGCAACGACACCACCUUUUCGUCAAGAUCUCGGCGCCGUACCAGAACUCGCGGAACGAGCCGCUGUAUAGUGAUCUGCGAGUCGUUGCGGAGACUCUUAUGUUACAUGGGCCGGACAUGGUGGUUUUUGGAAGCGACUGGCCGCAUACGGCGAGUAAGGAGGGGAAUGAAGCUGGCGGGAGAUUGGUUGAGUAG
Messenger RNA from Aspergillus niger, 774 nucleotides. RefSeq lists its product as uncharacterized. Bases 1 to 774 code for a protein of 257 amino acids. Gene Ontology annotation, molecular function: hydrolase activity. Lineage: Eukaryota; Fungi; Ascomycota; Eurotiomycetes; Eurotiales; Aspergillaceae. The record is from RefSeq and is a predicted model, not a curated record. The transcript is spliced from 3 exons.